UAUGGACGGAAGAUACAAUUUGAAUUGUGAGACAAUAAUCCAGGAAAAUAUGUAAUAUAACGUGCGUAUUUAACAAACCUUCUGGAGUAAACACAGUAAAUACUUGUGACAGAAGUAAGCACAUUGCGUACGAUAUGCCCGGGGUUUCAACGUUUUGGUUUGCCGCCCUGCGCCCGAAAAGUAAAGCCAUGUAUACAGGAUUUCUAUUGGCUUUUAUUACUGGGGUUUUAGAGGCCGAUAUAAUAACAAACCCAUCUAGUACGUGGUAUGACGGGAUUAUAAAAUGUCGACAACAUGGUCUGUCCAUGGUCACGAGUAGGUAUGCAACGCUGUACAAGAACAUAACAUAUCCUAUUUGGGCCAACGGCUUCGAAGUGCGGGUCAACUACCUAGACGAAUUCUUCAUAAUCGAUAAAUUACAUGAAAAUGGAAAAGCCUUGGUUCGUUGCAUGAACAGCAAAUCGCCCGUUGGUAAUUUGAAACCAAUGCAGUUUGAGGAAGGACACAAAUAUUGUCAGAAACAAAGCAAUGGAUCACAUAUACAUUUGCCAUUUGUGAAUCACACUAACCUUGACAUGUUCAGAUGGCUUAAUGGUGUUCCGAAUUGGAUACAGGCUGUAAAUGUCGGACCAUUUCUCAACUCCGAAGACCUGACAGUGCAUUGUUUAGUGCUCAAUGGAUUUGAAUUGUUUCCUCCGCGAAAAGACAACUGUACCAACAAAUAUGCAUCCAUCUGUGUAAAUGAAACUUUUCACGACAUUAUAUGGUACAGGGGACGAGGACCUUCGGAUGUGAAAAACUGCGAUCCGACGUCAUGUAGAACACCCGUGUCAUCAUCAGCGGUUACUUCAGAGUUUAUGACGUCCCUAGUUACGGCGGAAACUUACAUCGGCGUUGAUUUAAACACUAGCGUAGCAAACACCCCGUUCUAUUUAGACGAGUCAACCAGCGACCCUAAAACCGAAGAAGAGGCGAAGACAUCGUCAAUUAUUAUUAUAUCAACAACUCUUGGCUCAUGUCUGGUUGUACUGAUCGUCAUCAUCUCUGGUUUGUGCCUCAAGAGGAAACAAGGGAACAACACUAGAAUUAUCUUUCAACAGAACGAGCUUGUACAGCCCUCGAUAGUUCCGCAGGAAGUUCAUGACGACAACAGCGUCCAUGUUGAUGUAAUUUCCGACAAUAUAGCGGGACGUGAGGCAACACCGUACACCUCGCUCCAGAUGACAGAAAAGCAUCUGUACACUGCCUUGGUGGGACCCAGCUUCAUGUCAACAGAAACGUCUUCUGUAAUUGGUCGAAUAGCCAAUAGGGACUUUCACGUUGAGACACAGUUUGAAAUGUUUGAACGACAAGAGAACAAAUACGACGAAAUUGAAAAUGACGAUCCAGGGGACUCAAACUACGAUGAUGUCGAAGUGUUGGAAAAAGACAUACCAGGGCAGACAAGCACCGAAUCCGAGGCCACAACGUCGUAUUCGUUUGUUAAAUAAGGUUGGAACGAACUACGCUAAGAAAGGUCAAACUUACCCGGAUGUAAUCCAGCGCAGCUAUUUCCCGAUUACGGUGACUCAUCGUCUAAAGAUUCGACCCCCUCAAUCCCUAAAAACAAAUUGCAUCUGAAAUCGAUCACAUAGCGGAAAUACGACACACGCACGCAUUGGCAAAAUUAUAAGGUUUGAAUAGUCGUGAGAUUUAUGCUACACACUACCUACUCCUACGUUAAAUAUUAACUUUGAAACAAAAAUGGAAAUGACUAUAGUGUACUAAUAAUUUAAUUUCGAAUUAAAAGUCAACAAAUUAUAAAAAAAUGUUCUAACAACUUGUGCGAAAUAACUAUGUAAAUAUGUGAACAAUGUAACUUAAAAACACAAAUUCCAUGUAAUAAUGUACGUAAAUUAUGAUAUAACAAACGUGUUGAGAUAUUAAAAACAUACAAAUUGUAAUUUUCUAAUUGGUGUAGUUGUGCUUUUUUGUUUUGUUUUUUCCUUUGUUUUUCCCUCAUUAAAUUAUCCUAAAUAGUUAAUUGUUGCAUAUACAAACCUUUAGUAUGUGUUUUUUGUAAAUAUUUAAAAGAUCUCUAUGGGUUUAUUUUGUAAUACAGAUUUCUUUGUAUUGUAGUGUCACUGCCAUGUUUCACCAUUAACAUGAUAAUAAUGUAAAUAAAAAAUAAACAUUUUGAAACAGGCAUUAUACGAAAAUGGUAUAUUAUUCAUUUCCUUGACCAUGUAAAGCCUUAUAAUUUUUUUACCUAAAAUAUUUACUUCAUUAAUAUAUGUGAUAUGUAACAUGUAUGAAUCAUUCGUCAGUCAUAUAAUGUAUGUGUUUUGUAAAUAUUCAAAAUAUAUAUAUAUUUUUGUUUUCAUUUCCUCAUACUUAUUUUUGUAUUGUAUUUUAAUAGCCAAGUUCCUCCUGAAACAUGAUAACAAAGUAAAUAAAAUAAACAUUCUGAAACGAGCAUUAUACGUAAAUGCUAUAUUAUUUAUUCACUUGACCAUGUUAUCUUAAAUAUUUACUCCAUCAAUACAUGUGAUAUAUAACAUGUAUUAAUUAUUAUUAGCCGGGUAUAUAAUGUAUGUGUUAUGUGUAUAUUGAUAGCAUGGGCAAAUAUUGCCUUUUGUUCCUCACAUAAGAUCUAUCUAUCUUUCAUGCUGUCGACAAAAAACAACUUUCCGACUUAGUUCAUACUAUGAUUAAGAUCAGUUGAAACUUAGACAAAGACCAUAUAAUGUAGUGCCUAAAAUAGGGGAAAAUACAUGUUUCCUCCGUGCAUAUAAACAUUAGGUUGUAUGUACGCUUAUUUUAUAACUACAAUAAAAUUGGAAAAUUAAAACUAUUUUACUACGUUUUUUUUCUUAAAUUACUUGGACGGCUUUGAUUUCAAGUAAUCAGCACCGUUUAUAAUGUAAUCAAGAAGCUUUUUGACAAAAAAUAGGUAAGGCUUUCGAAACUUUUAACAUUGAAUUCAUUAUCAUAAUUGAGAAAUACGUCAACGCUAUUGUAUUACUUCUUCUUUAAUUGAAGAUCCAUUAGAUUGGUAAACUAUCCUUAUUUUAUCUGUUAACUAGUAUGGUGCAUGCACAUUUUAAUCAAGAGUUCGUUUCUGUUGUUAGUUUUAAUGUGUUAAAUACUAUUAAUGAUUUUCCACCUGCAAUUGCAAAUUAGAUUGUUACUAUUUAUUUUGAAAUUAUACACUUUAAAUCUUAAAGACCUACAAAGACUAUUUCAAUACUUUGCGUAUUUGUUGUUCACAAAUUCCAACAAUGAAAAUAUCAUAUUUAUAAUAACGAUCGAAAUGACACUGCAAUAGAACAUAAUAUACACACUUAGUGCAUUUUUUAAAUUAUUUUUUUAAUAUUAUUUGUUGAAUUUGAAUUAUUGUCACAUCUAAAUAUCAAUUUACAUACAUUGUUUUUUGUUCAUCCAAUGAUUUGUUAACAAUUCUUUUUUAUUUAUUGUCUUAUAAAUAAAGUCACACGUUUUGUGUAUUUGUGUAAUGUCAUUUUUAACUUUGUCCAGAUUUGGCAAAUUGUAAUUUGCACCACAGUUCUAGUUUAGUCCCUAUAAUACUUAAUUUAUAUAUGUUCUGUCUGAUUGCACAGGUCGAAAUCCAGUAGUUUCAUCGUCAAAUGUUACCAUUGGAGUUCAUUUCGUUUGAUCUUUAUCGCUUUUUGGAAUUUCGAAAGGUUUACUAAAAAUCCUUUAUGAAGCUUCGGCAGUCCUUAAAAUAUUUUUGAAAAAAGAAAAAUAAUACCCAUAUUAAGAGCACAUUAUUCAUUAACUCUCAAGCCAGUCGUCGUCACGGUAAUGCUUAAAAGAAUAAUUUUGUCCAUCACAAAGAGCAAACGAUCAAAAUUAACAAUAAACACAAACUUUUUAUUAAGUAAUCUUACACGUCAGAAUGUUUACGUCCCACAUGUUUAUAGGAGUAUAAUUAAUUAAUGCUUAUAAUCCAGGUGUCUGUUGAUUUAUCAUUUAAUGACCGUAUUUCUGAAAAUAUGACUAUUUAAUUCGAGGUUUAACAUCAUACAUGUAUUUUGUUUAGAUUAUUUUGUUUGCAUGUCUUUUUUGUUGUUGUUCAUUUCAAAACACUUUGUCAGCGUUAUAUUUUGAUAUACAAGUAAAACUACAAUGUGUCAUAUGCUAUUUCUUUCAAUCUUUGAUAUAUACAUUAAAAGAAAACAUACUUG
Messenger RNA from Dreissena polymorpha, 4187 nucleotides. RefSeq lists its product as uncharacterized. The record is from RefSeq and is a predicted model, not a curated record. The transcript is spliced from 12 exons. The coding region runs from base 135 to 1490 and encodes 451 amino acids. NCBI's taxonomy places the organism in Eukaryota, Metazoa, Mollusca, Bivalvia, Myida, Dreissenidae.